GACCGCUAGAAUCCGCCCACUACGCCACGAAUCUGACUAAUUGCUUGAUAUACCAAUCGCUGUUGAUCAUGGAAUAUAUGUAUAAUGAAUUCGUGGGAAGCUGCUCACAUCAACUUUGGCCUAUCUGUCUGAAAAUGCUUUCAUACAAGUUCGACAGGAAACGAGACUUGCAAAUGAAACGAUCCGAUACUUGGUGUCAGAAACUUUCACAGAUGUCCUACAUGACACUUUGCUACAAAUUAGAUUCACAUGUGACUCUAAACCACACAAUUUUCUGCCUAUAUGUAGAGAGUUUGCUCUGGUCGGCUUUCACUGGCCUCGCCCCGCGCAGUACAAUAUCGCCUGUGCAGAUGCAUUCCCUCCGCACUGGGUCUUGGUCCGUGUCCUCACUUUCCUCUCCAUCUUCGAGUUACUCUUCACCUCGACUCUGCCAAGUCAUACGCUGGCCAAUGCAACCAAAGCCCUAAGCUUGGGCCAUAAGUUUGCUCAAACGCUCAAUAUACCACCACCCCACCCACACCCUCUACCCCUCCAUCGACUCUCCAACUGCCGUCGUACUCUCAACUCUACUACCAUUGAGUAUUCCAACUUCCUCCGCUGCCUAACGUCAACCACCUCUUCUGCAGACAUCUCUUCUUCUUUCAUUAAUUUCCCCUUGCGGAGCCGACCACGACAUAUCUCUGUGUGUACGCAUCCAUUUCGUCUGUACGACGUUUUCUCCACUGCUUCCAUUCUCAACACCGCCCAUCAUGCCGUCUGUUUUGAAGGGACGCGGAAAUAAGAUUUCCAGCUAUUGGGAGCGGAUACAAGCUUGGUUCUGGUGUGGCCAAUUUCUCAACCCUGCAGUCCCGGCCUCCGAAGAGCUUGAAGCUGCCGACAGCCACGACGUUACCAUUAUCGAAGUACCCUCCACUGGCGACAAUUCCAAAGCCGUUAGAUUCGCGGAGACAGUGACUAUCAUCGAAGCAACUCGACCUCCUACGGUAGCUAAAAAGCCCAACGCCACUGUAUCCGAGAAAGAUAUGGGUAGCCCCCGAAAGUCCAGUAAAUCUCCGGUGUACAAGCAAUAUACCUACAGCACUCGUGAUUCUAAUACCUCUCGAGCUUUCAAUAAGGAUAGCUCAAGGCUACACAAUGUGCAAAAUGCCUCCAUCACAAAGUCCGGAUCGUGCAAGUUUCAGACAUCAACACGCUUGAGCAAAAACGUCUUCACCAGGUAUCACGAACAACAGACGAAGAAUAAAUUCUGGACUGGGCGGAUCUUGAUAUCAACAAGUGUCGUCACUACCAAGAAUGACACUCCAAAUUCUUACUCCGCUCCAUUCACUCUUCCAACUCCUUCCUCUAAAAGCACCAUCUCUUCCCCCAUCUUCGCUGCUGAUCCAGACAACCACCCUAACUCCACUGACUCCCUGAACAUAUCAACUCCUCCAUCUUCGUUUGGCUCUCCAUCCUCCUCACCUGCCCCGUCCUCCGGCAGAGCAGUUCCCGCCAAAGAUGCAGAAAGAACCACCAUCGAGCAACAGCGCGCCCUCGCCACCGAGGCUUCCAUUCAGAAGACCCAGGCCCGAGAUGAGCGAAAGCAUGCUCAAGAGGCUACGGCCAUCAGAUCCGCUCGCCUUUCUGAGCACCGAAUGAUGCAAGAGAUCAUGGAUAGAGAGCAAGCUCGCCAAGCUCACCUUGCUGCCAUGGCGUACGAGCACCAGCAGCAGCUCGCCCUUCAAAAUCAGCGACAGCGCGAGCUGAAAGCGGCUCUCAACGCUCAAAAGAUCAUGGAGUUGAAGGGAUGUCGUCAAAAAUACGAUAAUAUCAUCAACGCUUUGGUCGGCCCGCUGCUUGGAAAUGGCUUCGCUCCUGAGAUCCCUGAGGCCUGGGAGCGGGAGACCAUUCCGGUCCUCACGGCCAUCUGGAGUGAGAUCUCCGGGUUCUGUGAAGGGGUGACAGUCCAAUCUCUGCGGACCUUGUCUCCCAUCGAGUUCCUCCAGUUCGAAACCGAAUUCGUCUCGCCAGCCCUCGCUCGCCUCCUAGCAUGGAGCACAAAACGCCACUCUCUACAGCACCAACAGCUCUUGGGCAAUACAGGGUGGGAACUCCGCUCCGUGAAGAAGUUGUGCAAUGCGCUGUGCCAGAUCCCUUUGGAGCACUCUCCCGACCUAUUCGCCAAGGUCACCAUGAUCUGCGGUUUGCUCUCGAAGUUGUCUCUACAUUUCGCCACACAGAUGAACCGGGCUGUCACCGCCUCUGCAAGAGCUGCCGAGCGUAUUGCAAGGCAUAACGAGGGAGUUGCCUUUCAGGCCAAGGAGCUCGCCGCAGUGCGGCAUGAAGCCGAGAACUAUACUGGCACCAAGAAGACAAAGCAAGACAUGGACCUGGACUUCAUUGCGAAUAACUUGUCCAACUCCACUGAUCUGAACUCAACCCCGGAAUGGGUACUGAGUAUGGAAGAAAUGAUCAGAGAAGAGGCGGAGGCUGCAGCCAAGCGGGAGGCGGCGGCGGCUUCUGCUCAUCUCUCCUCUCCCUCCACAUCUCCGACCUUGGACCCCAGUGACAAGGUCACUUUUGUAAAUUCUGACUACCAACCCGACUUGAGGCGAGGAGCAAUAGUGGAAGAUGAGGAAGAGGAGGAGGAGAGCAGGAUAAGGGAGAGCGGGGUUGAGUCUGAGGAGGGGGGGAAAGGUCGUGGCCGCUUUGCCACUUAUGACGAGAGUGCUGGCGUCCUCGACUUUGGCGAGGAUGAGGACAACUGAGGGAAUCGUCCUGUUUUGUAUUGUUCUGAUUUGAUGUAUGGUUUAGCCUUUUUUAGAGAAAUACUCCCGUGUAAAGUACUCAUGGUUCAGGCAUUGAACAAAUCAUCACACCUCAUUUCAUGUCUUAUUGAAUAAUGCUAAUACGGUUAUUGCGCCCUAUAACCGUCUGAAGAUUCCUCUAUCUAGCUCAGCUUACUACUCCUUCAUUGCUCUAGUCAAGUUGUGACUGUUCUUUAUUCUGAAGUUUACAUACACUGAGACAUCUAAUGGCCUCUAUUCGAAGAUAUCGACAUAUCACAUGCCUGUGUAGAUUCGAGUAUUUAAAUAGACUGCAAAUCAACAUUC
This is a messenger RNA of Periconia digitata, 3092 nucleotides long. NCBI's taxonomy places the organism in Eukaryota, Fungi, Ascomycota, Dothideomycetes, Pleosporales, Periconiaceae. The record is from the annotation of a GenBank genome assembly.